AGGGAUUGCAGAGAAGAAAGAAAGGCACUAUAUAGUCACUCUCUUGGAUUAGACCCUCUAGGAGGGUCAAGGAGGAAGCUCAGAGGAAAGUAAACCCUGAGAUCCUUGCCUGAGUAGUCAAGACUGGCAAGCAGAUAGGAGAGACACAGAGUAUUCACUGGGGUGGAGUAUAAUCUGUGGGUGUGCCCUGGCAAAGACCUUGGGAGGCAUUUAACUGGUGAGUAGAGUAGGAGAAACUAGAGAGAGAUGAAAGGUCAAGCCCCAGGAGGGCAGAAGUUUAUAAUUGUUGGCUUGGGAUUUUUGUUGGGGGAUUACAGGAGAGUCCUGGUGCUAAAAGAAGGGUGAACCUAGAGAAGUUGUGGGGGAGAAGGCCUGGGAAAGGUUGGGUAGGAAGAAGACCUGAGGUGUGGCAACAAGAAGUCUGGUGGAGUAAACCUCAGUUGCCUGUAUUGGCAUCCCUGGACAGGAACCCAGUUGAGUGGGAGGGCCUGGGUUCCCCUAGCAACUCCUGGUAUGAGGUGUGAGGCCCUGAGUAGGAGAAAAGGGUGAGAAAGUCCUGAGAGAAGGGAGUGAAGAUCCUGGUGCCCUGAGUUAGGGCUGAAGACCCUUUUUUAUAAGGAUUUUGGACUCUUAUUGGUCUUUGUGACCCCAAAAGUGGUGAUAUUGAACUGUGACCUGGACAGAGGCUGAGUUACAGGAAAAGAGACAACCACUGGGUCAGAGUAGCAGUCAGCAGGGUGUGUCGUAUGGGAGAAGAGCCUGCAAUGCCACACCAAGCCACAAGGGAGCACUUCAGAGGACCUGAGCACUGGCACAAACAUUACCCUAUUGCCAAAGGAGACAAUCAGUCACCUAUUGAAAUCAAUUCCAAAGAGGUCCAUUAUGACCCCUCACUUCUGCCUUGGUUUGUUGGAUAUGAUCCUGUCGGAGCUAGGACCAUAGUGAACAAUGGGAGAACCUGCAAAGUUGUGUUUGAUGACACUUUCAAUAGAUCAGUGCUGAGAAAUGGACCACUCCCAGGUAUCUACAGACUGCGUCAACUUCACUUUCAUUGGGGUUCUUCUAAUGACCAUGGCUCUGAGCACAUUGUGGAUGGAGUGAAAUAUGCGGGAGAGCUUCACUUGGUACACUGGUAUUCAAAAUACAGUAAUUAUGCUGAAGCUUUGAGAAACUAUGAUGGUGUGGCUAUUUUGGGCAUUUUUCUUCAAGUAGGAAAAACUCAGAAACCAGAGAUGAAGAGAAUUCUUGAAGAAAUAAAUGGUAUUAAAACAAAGGGAAAAGAGGUUCCUUUUUCAAACUUUGAUCCAUCAAUUCUUUUUCCUAAAUCUUGGGACUAUUGGACCUACCAUGGCUCCCUCACUGAACCUCCUUGUGAUGAGUGUGUUACCUGGAUACUUUUGAGGGACCCUAUUAUUGUCAGCCCAGACCAGAUGGCAAAGCUCCGUAGCCUUUCCAUCAAUGCUGACACAGAACCUGCUCGCCCCAUGCUGGAUAACUGGCGCCCUCCUCAGCCUCGGCAUUUCAGGAUGGUGAGAGCCUCGUUCCAAUGAAAUCUAUGCUGAAACUGGGUGUCUUUGCAUGAGGCAAUGCCUAUAUCCCAAAGCCUAGUUAGCUUUGUGCCCUCUACUGCUCUUUCUCUGGAUGCAGAUCAGCAUUUCACAGUCCAAAACUCCGCAUAUUGAAAUGUGAUGGGCCCCCAACUCUAAUUUUAAGAUGUCAAAAAUUACUUGAGGCAAAUUCUAAUCUUAACAUGAAAAUAUGGAAUCUGUGUUUGGAUCUCAAUAAUAACUGUGUUAGCUUUAACAGUAGUAUUUAUAUGGCUAUUUCUAAGGAAGAAAAAUGGAAUAGUUACUAAUGGCUAAAAAAGGCAUUUCUCCAUUAACCUUGUGGUCUUCAAUGCUUGCCUUUUUUCAGACCGAAGAGGUUUCCAAUUAACAGAAACAAUGAGUCAUUUGAAUUUAAAAUGGACAACAUGUAUCAAAUUCUGCUGUCAAUGGUACUAGCAUAAUCCAAUAGAGAAUACCAGGUGUAAUGGAGGGCAGUGUUUUCUCCUUUGUAUUCAUAUAGAAAUAUGGAGAGUACAAAGACUCAUUAAAUUUCCAGUGAUAAUUAAGCAAGUUAAGAUUUUAAUGAACUGAAAAGUUAAUAUUGUAAAAUUGUAUUUUGAAAACUGAAAUCAAGGUGUCAAAUCAAAUUAAGGGUAUUACAUUGGGGGGGGGAAGAGUGCCUACUUUAAUUAUUGUAUCAACUGACUUAUUCUUGUUAGAAGGUCAACAUUAAUUUUAAUAUUAAAGCAACUGGAAUGAAAUGAAUUUCAAGAAAUCCCAGGGUUUUCUUUAAUUUCCUGCAAUUGUAGGUCUUAUCCGUGGAUGAACGUGAAUAGAUUCUGUCGAAAACCCUUUAGCAUCUUAAGAGUUAUUUAGUCCCCAUUUUUUCUACUGUACCAUUGUCCUUACAUGUCUGAAGGCCAAAUUCUGCCCUCAUAAACCUAUGCAAUUGAUCCUGAUGUCAAUGAGAUUUGUGUGCAGGUAUCUCUGUUGGACUUGUGGUAGCAAGAGCAAUAAAAGAGUAUUGUAUGACUGCACUUGAAGUAAUAGCAUUUCUGCUUUAAGAGAACCAACACUAAUAAAAACUCUUUUGU
Mauremys mutica (yellowpond turtle) is the source of this 2641-nucleotide messenger RNA. RefSeq names its product carbonic anhydrase 3-like. The transcript has 7 exons. Gene Ontology annotation, cellular component: cytoplasm. The record is from RefSeq and is a predicted model, not a curated record. Lineage: Eukaryota; Metazoa; Chordata; Testudines; Geoemydidae. Bases 747 to 1550 code for a protein of 267 amino acids. Gene Ontology annotation, molecular function: zinc ion binding; carbonate dehydratase activity.